Messenger RNA from Monomorium pharaonis (pharaoh ant), 1323 nucleotides. It is a transcript of the gene alc, whose product is annotated as 5'-AMP-activated protein kinase subunit beta-2. The record is from RefSeq and is a predicted model, not a curated record. The transcript is spliced from 5 exons. NCBI's taxonomy places the organism in Eukaryota, Metazoa, Arthropoda, Insecta, Hymenoptera, Formicidae. The coding region runs from base 242 to 1093 and encodes 283 amino acids. Gene Ontology annotation, cellular component: nucleotide-activated protein kinase complex; nucleus; cytoplasm. Gene Ontology annotation, molecular function: protein kinase binding. Gene Ontology annotation, biological process: signal transduction.
UAUUUUAAGUGAUAAAGUGUCUUGUGACACGAUAGUUGCGUUGUGUACAACCGCGAUCAAAAAUGUUGUAAUCUUUGUUUCGCGAGCGGACUUCGGAACGAUCUAAACACUUGUAAGUAUAGAAUCGCAUCGUAUAUUUUUUCCGAGAUCGGACCAACCUAGCUUUAACGUCGUCAGUAAAUGUUUACAUUCCCGAUUCGUCGUUGACGCGUCAUCGGAGCACCAGAACUUAGAUGCAGUAAUGGGUAAUGCGGGCAGUAACCAGCCUGUUGGUCAUCAUCAUGGCUCUACAGUGAGCAGAGAGCACCGGCAUAGCAAGGAUCAUCCUCCAUCCUCUCCAGGAAAGGAAGGCCAGGCAUUCAUCUUUGACAAAAAGCCAGAAAGUCAGAAGCUGGUAUUUCAGUCCUCCCAUGAGGAAGAAGAGCCAUACUUUGCAAAGAGUGGCCAGCAGGAUGGGGACGAUUUUGGAUCACAGCGACCAAGAUCUAACACAGUGUCCGAGGGAACAAAGGUUGCAGACAGCAAAGUGCUACCGACAGUCUUCAAGUGGGAAGGAGGUGGAAAGCAGGUAUACAUCAGUGGAACAUUCACUGGAUGGAAGACAUUACCAAUGGUGAAAAGUCACGGGGAUUUUGUCACAAUAAUCGAUUUGCCAGAAGGAGAACACCAGUAUAAAUUUUUUGUCGACGGUGAAUGGAGGCACGAUCCUGGACUGAAAAUUGUUGACAAUGGUAUGGGCUCAAAGAACAAUUUAGUUUCUGUAAGAAAGUCCGACUUUGAAGUAUUUCAAGCUCUCGCAAAGGAUAGCGAGGGCGUUACUAGUAGUACGCAAACAGAGUAUGGUCAGGAGAUACCACCGCAUAAACCUUGGGAGAAGAUAACCGGCCCACCCAUCCUACCGCCGCACCUGCUGCAAGUUAUCCUUAACAAAGACACACCAUUAUCCUGCGAGCCUACUCUUCUACCUGAACCAAAUCACGUUAUGUUGAACCAUCUAUACGCCUUGAGCAUUAAGGACAGUGUAAUGGUCCUAUCAGCUACGCAUCGUUACCGCAAAAAAUAUGUCACAACUUUGCUUUACAAACCAAUUUAAAUGUCAAGCCAUUCCCGUGUUCGUUGGUGCUGUACAUUUUUUAACCAUCGCGUGAAUAACAUAACAAAUGCCCGAGUGACGCGACAUUGGUGCAUAAAAUUUUUACGAGCUUUUCUUCGUGGUAAGGUAGAUUAUAAUAAUUCAGACAAUUGGUUCGUCGCUACGUUUAUUAUAUCUCAGUCAUGUGUAUAAGAAUGUAAUUACUAUUUAUUAAAGCCAGAUAUUUUAUA